Messenger RNA from Lytechinus pictus (painted urchin), 7093 nucleotides. RefSeq lists its product as uncharacterized. The record is from RefSeq and is a predicted model, not a curated record. The coding region runs from base 3092 to 5203 and encodes 703 amino acids. Lineage: Eukaryota; Metazoa; Echinodermata; Echinoidea; Temnopleuroida; Toxopneustidae. The transcript is spliced from 13 exons.
ACUUUUUUGUACACACGUUCACUCGAAAUCGACAUGGUCAAUUUCCUUCAAAUUUCUGUCAGUCAUCAAGCCCUAUGAUUUCAAGUUAAAUCAACUUUUUCAAGGUCAUCAGGUCAUCGCGACGUCAUCCAGGCGCCAUUUUGUAAAAAUCAGGUCAUUAUCAUAUCUCAAUAACGAGUCAUCAAAAUUCAACUAUAUUUGGUAUACAUCAACUUCAGGUCAACGGUCAACUAAAAAUUUCAUCAAUUCCGCGCGCGCACCUCGACGCGCAUUAAAAUUUUAAAAUGCUCAAAUUCGUUCCACAUUAAUUUUCCAUACGUUUUAGGCCAUUUUAAGCAUUUUGCAAAAAACGCGCGCGCACACACAUGCGCGCGCGUGUUCGCGCGUAAUUGCAUCUUCCAACAUAGAAUCGCCAAAUUUGUUUAUAUCAAUGCAUCAAUAAUAUAAUUCUGAACAAUUUGAUACCUUGAUCAACCAACCUUCUACGACAAGUAAUAACAAAAUUAUCACCCGUUAAACUUUGCAGCAUGUGUGCGCGCGAGCUCUCACUACAGGCCAUAUAUGGGCAAAAACAUGUCUAUUGAAAAUUCACUGUAGCUCUUUAAAAUAGUCCGUUGACCCAAAUUUUUUUUUCAUAUAUCGAUAGAGUAUGAGUUGUAGAUUUGAUUUCAUGUCACCAUUGCCCCUCAAUUUGAUCAUGACGUCAUCAAAAUUGCGCCUAAACUGAAAAUUUCAUUUUUUCAAAAAUGACGUCAUCAAAUUUAUGCAAAUUUGAUCAUAACUCUGUGAAUAUUGAUCAUUUUUCGCCCAGAUUUUGAUGUGUUGUAGUUUAGAAUGUACUCUUUCUCGUCAAUUCCAUGGAUUUUUAUUUUGAAAAACGCAUCAUGGUGUAAAAUUGCGAUGAAAAGAGGCAUGUCAUUUUUCCUCAUAUUACGUGUAAUCUCUAUGGGACAUGACUUUUUCUCAAAAGUAGAUUCUACAUUCGUCUAUUUCGUGAGAUAUAUCUCCAUUUUUUCUUGUUAGUUAUCCCUGAGCUUUUGAUAUGAUGUAGCUGAGAUUCUAAGUUUUCGGAAGUGUGCCCUCCAUUUUUCGAUCAGAUGCCAGGAUCAUACCCGUUUUUCGCCAGGAUCAUGCCCGUUUUUCGCUUGCAAAAUUGGAUUUGUAAUUCUCAAAUUUGCUUACGUCUAAUCUCUAUGGGAACGUGUAAUCUCUAUGGGGAUUAUCGUGGCUCAAUGGAUAAUGCCCUUGACUUGAGUUCUCGGGGGCGCAGGUUCGAGUCCUGGGGGUGAACAAGAUGAUUUUUUUUUUCAUUUUUUUGUCUUUUUACCACCUCGUACAUGAUCCUUUAUGAUAAUUAAAAGGUAUGAAAGUUGAAAUUUAGCAAGAUUAAACAGAUUAUAAUUUUUUCAUAUCACAUGUAUUUUCAUAUAUCAAAGAGACCCUUUUCACAGUGCUUUAUCAUCUCCCGUCUUUCACAAGUAUUCCAUCCAUAAUGAUUAAUGAACAUUCCGUUGUCAUCAUGAAGAUCAUAUUGAUCUGCUUGAACAUGGUAAUAGUGAUCAUGAUGGCGAGAAUAAGGACAGACCACCUAAUUCGUCCGCAUGACGAAUUAAAAUCUAGUUUAUAAUUAGUUGUUAACUCAUCGAUAUUGUUGCGAAGUGCAAGUUUGUUGUGACACAUGAGCCUUGAAUUUAGAGAUGUUCUGCAUGCACUGGUGUCGAGUUUAAGUGAGCAUGAAUGUUUAUGAUUUCUAGGGUGUCGGGGUCAGAGGUGACCAAUUAGAAGUUGUGGUGAUUGUGACAUGUUGAAUUUGUGUGCCAAUGCGCUUACAGCAAUUUGUGAAUGAUUAAGGCAUUUAAAUUACAAUGUUGUUGUUGUUAUGGGCCAGUGAAGCUGGCCCAUGACGCUCUUUUAAAGUUCAGAUGGUGGCAGCGUACUUUGUGGAGAAUGGUUGAUGAUAAUUGGUGGCAGAGUAUGAUAGGAAUUUUCAACAUAUUUUCCAUUCUUUAUUUUCUCUCUUGUUUCUUUCUUCUUUCUCAAUCGUUUACUCUAUCAUUCUAUCUUUAUCCUUGAUUUCUCCAUCAUUCAUUUUUUCUAUUUUUCAUUUCUUACUCGAUCUUCUCUUUAUCUGUUUCCCAUCUUGUUUCACAAAACCCCUCUCUUUUUCCUCUUACCCGCCUUCCCCUCUAUCUUCUAUUUUCGCCGCAAUAAUUCAUUGCUUUAAAAAUAACAAUUAGUCUAGACUAAAGUUAGAGGAAAUACAAUCAAGAAACAUUCUCACUCGCUAUUCCAAAUAUUACAUAAAUUAUUUCAUAUUUACUAACCGUUUUCUUUGCAUUGGGCUUGAAGCAUACCCUUCCGCAAAAAACAAUUAUUUUCUUGAGUGACAAAUAACAUCAUGAUUCCGGACGCUCGCCGGACGGGUGAAGAUGUUCUUGAUUAAUGAUGUAAUUAAGAAUUGGGGUGUUUUUUUCUUCAUAUGUCAUAUCGUGAGUAAAUUCUAAAUUUUUUCAUAUCAAGUCUGAACAAAGUUUGGAAAUAUUAUUUAAUAAUUUGUGUGUGCUAACUAAUCUUCAUUUUUGUCUUAUUAGCUGCAUGUUCCAUGGCUUUUUUUCCAAUAUUUUGCUAGUUCCUUAGCAUUACACAAAUAAAGUUUGUUACGAUAAUAGUCUUGUUUAAACACCAGCUCGGAAUCUAUAUAUGUCCACACCAGAGAAGUGUUAAAACAACACCAGUUUGGAAUCAAACCAAUGCUGUUUUGAUACUUCUUGGUGUUGUAUAAACACAUAUUUGGCGUGAGGCCAAAAACCAAACUGGUGUUGUUUAACAUUUCUCUGGUGUGGACAUAUAUAGAUUCCGGGCUGGUGUUGAAUCAACAAUUCAGUUUUUGCAGUGUAGCCCGGCGACAUGUGCACGCUUCCCUUGCUUGCCUUUCCAAUACAGGAAUUUUUCAGCAACUAUUUUCUGAACUUGCUACUAGAUGGUAUAUUGGAGCACUUGUGGUCGCAUGUGGAUCUUCUGAAUAAUGAAGAGUUAAUUUCUCUUAUUUUUUAACCAUCAGGUGCAGGCACAUGGGCACGAUGUCACCAGAAUGCUGGCUUAUAGCAUAAGGCCAAAAGUAUACUUCAGCCACAUGCAAAAAGGUGGGUCCUUUGAAGAAUUGCUAAAUGAAUUACAAAGGAAGGAAUCUGAGGAAAGCCAGCAAGGAGCAGGCCAAGGGAUAGUUCCAAGGGAUAGUGAUGAUGAUCAUGAUGGCGAUGAUGGCGAUGAUGGUGGUGAUUAUGAAGAGGAAGAGGAACUACUAUAUGAAUUACAAAGGAAGGAAUCUGAGGAAAGUCAACAAGAAGCAGGCCAAGGGAUAGUUCCAAGGGAUAGUGAUGAUGAUCAUGAUGGCGAUGAUGGUGAUGACUAUGAAGAAGAAGAGGAAGAAGAGGAAGAGGAACUACUAUAUGAAUUACAAAGGAAGGAAUCUGAGGAAAGUCAACAAGAAGCAGGCCAAGGGAUAGUUCCAAGGGAUAGUGAUGAUGACGAUGACGAUGAUGAAGAAGAACUCUGGACAUUGCAGGAGGAAGAUGAAAGAGGAUAUUCCAGUGAAGAUGGACAGGAAGAGGAAGCUGUGGAGGAAAUUAAAAAAGGAACGAAAAGGAAGCAAGGACAAGAUGGGAAAAAGGCGUCCAAACCAGCAGAUCGAAUCGAGCGAAAUUGCCCACUUUGUAAUGUUGCGACAAGAACGCUUGCCCGGCAUCUUCGCCGCAAGCAUACACAGCUGAAGGAAAACGAGAUCUGGCAUUUCAUAUAUCAAGCCAGAGAACGAGUCCCAAUUCAGAGGAAGAAAACCAGAGAUGAAGGACGAGAGAGAACUGGACAGAACUGUCCCCUUUGCGCCGCAAAAGGAUUAACCAAACUCUCAGACCAUAUGAAGAGGAAACAUAAUGGCCACACAGUGGAAAAACAAGCCAAAGAUGGCAUCUUCGAAAGGUAUUUGCAGUUCACAAGCUUCUAUUGCAAGGAGAAGACGGCUGAGCAGCAUAAAAGCCAGCUUGAAAAAAUUGAUGAUCUUGCCGGUGGCCUGUCAGCACUCUUCUCUGACCAUGAUGCAAUUUACAGAGGAACUGCUAUCAAAGGAGGACCUGCAGAUGUUUUACAAUACCCUCUACAAGCAAAAAUGCACUUGGCUGGGGAGAACCUAAAGUGGGAGCAUGUAAGAAGCGUACGAGAUUUCCUACUUCUGACAGCAGUACUUAGUGGUGCUCCGAGAAGCUGUGUGCUCACCAACAUGAAAGUGGGAGAGGUUGCCAAAGCAUUCAAGCAAAAUGGAAGGGUUGUGAUACAGGUGCAUGAUCACAAGACGUCGUCUUCAUUUGGUAGAGCUGAAAUUGUGGUUGAAGACCAGCAUUUCAAUUAUUUCCAGCUAUAUGACGAGUUGCGUAAACUCACACCAAAGAGCUCACCAUCAGAUAAUCUUGUAAAUGCGCCAUACUUUCUGGGCCAUAAUGGCAAGGCUGUGUUGAAACCAAGCUGCGAGUUAACUGAGGCUUGGCGAGCAUGUGGGCUGCAGGGAGGGGUCUCUACGAGAAGCAUCCGAAAGACAGUUGCCUCAGCGGCACGGGAUGAGAUGUCUGCGGAGUGGCGCAAGAAGGUGGCAACCUUCAUGUGUCAUUCCGUAGAAACUGCCGAGCAUUACUACACGGCAAGAUUUAAGACUUCCCAAAACAUCGAAUGCCGCGAUAAGGUGUGGAGUCUUCUUCUUGGACAGCAGCCAGAAAUGCAGGAGCAGACUGCUCCUGAACAUCCUGUAGAUGUCCAUGUAGAGGUCCAUGCUGGACCAUCAACGAGUCAGACGACCGCCCUAAAAAGUGCAGGCAUGAAGAAGAGGAAGGCCCAGGGAAAUACACAAGCCAACAUCCCCUCUGAGUCUGCUCCUGAGACCUGUGGCCAUGAGGAAGGUCACGAGCUUUCUCAACAAAAGGAAGUAAAAAAGCCAAGAUCCCGCUUCGUACUAACAUCAGUGGAGCUUGAGGACAUGAAGAGGACAAUCAUGGCUGUCAUGAAUCGGACAUGCUCAGUAGUCAAAAAACCAAAAUUCAGGGAUAUAACCAACGAGGCUUAUAAAAUAAUAAUGCCUAGUACGAGAGAUAAGAUUACUAGUCAACAAUUUUAUGACAAGGCCAGAAACUUGGGUCUGCGAGAAGAGAUCUGGUGAAAUGUGACAAGAUCUGCCGCAAGUGUUGGAAGUCAAUGAGCCCACAUCAAGCAUUACGUCUUACCCCCGUUUGGGAACGGACCGCAGAUCAGAUUGCAAACUGCGGUAUUUUACCCCAUUUUGCAUUUGAAAAUCUAAAACAUAAUUUCCAAGCCCUGGGGGUCUUUUCAUAAAGCUGUUCGUAAGUUAAGAGCGACUUUAACAACGACUGGUGAUUAUCGCUAAUGGUUUGUACCAUUUACCGCAAGACAUGAUCACUAAUCGCUCUUAACUUACGAACAGCUUUAUGAAACAUCCGCCUGAUCAACCCCGCUUGGCCAGGUAAUCCCCACAGGCCAGAUUAUGAGCGUUGAGCCAAGAACGAAAUGAUAAACAACAGCUGUGCUAUUACGUAAGUCUUCUCUGCCUGUAGAAGGACCUUCGGAAUUAAAUAAUUGUAUUCGAUAUUUAAUCACGUUUUCAAAGGCAUAUUGUAUUCAGAAAGUUAAUGCUAGCCCAUUUUCAAUUUCGAACGAAGAAAAUCAACCUUGAAAUAAGGAAAGUAAGUGAAUAAAAAAUGGCGACAUGUUUUCCAGGACCGCACUCGGGCUGUUGUGUUAUCUUCGGACCGAGGUAAAGAAAUAGGUGUUUUGAUACUUACAUUGCAUGCUUUGGGCAGUAGGGUUUUCGUACUUGAAGAGAAUUCAUUGAGAAAAUCCGGGGUAUAGUGUUAUCAAAAGGAGGUUUUUCGUCAUGAGUUUGAGAACAUUGAGGCCCGAAUUUUCAAAGGUGGUUUUGAAAACCCACGGUUGAGUCCAUGGUUUAUGCAGAUUUCCUGUUUAAAUUACGCUUAAUUUAGCGCGUAUUGGGCGUGUGUAUAAAAAAUGUUCAAUGCUGAUGCGCGCAUUUGUCACAAUGCGCCAAAUUGACGCCUGUUACCAUGGUUAGAUACGCUAUUUUAUUCAUAAGUCCACUGUUUGAAGAGUGGACUCAUGAAUAAAAUAGCGUAUCUAACCAUGGUAACAGGCGUCAAUUUGGCGCAUUGUGACAAAUGCGCGCAUCAGCAUUGAACAUUUUUUAUACACACGCCCAAUACGCGCUAAAUUAAGCAUAAUUUAAACAGGAAAUCUGCAUAAACCAUGGACUCAACCGUGGGUUUUCAAAACCACCCUUGUGAAUUCGGGCCUGAAGGUUACCGCCCUAUAGAAGUAUACUUAGUGUUUUGUACAUAAAAACCUUUGAUUAUUGCAGUUCCUCUGAUUGUUUUAUUUCACAAACAAGUUAUUUGGAUUGUGAUUGCAUCUGAUUGAUUUCAAAUAGAAGAUUUCCAUUUCUGCAUAUUGCAUUAAUGAGUCACUGAGCAUGAAUGGUUAAAUCCAAGCAAAAUAUUAAUUUUCCCAUAUCCAAGAUGAUGAUUAAAUCAUUGGGAUGCCUUUAUUUUGGUUUAGCUAGAGGUAAGGUUACCAGAUUAUUAUUAGAUACCAGUGGAACCUAUUACAUGUAAAGCCAGAGGUGUCAAGGAAUGAUAUGAUCGUGUACUCUUAUAUUUGCUAUUUUUCAGUUCUUUGAAUACACGCUCGUAUUUUCUGAUGCUUAGAAGAAAAGUAUACAAUGCAAGGUAUUAUACCCAUGAAAAUGAGCAUUUGAUAUACAGGUCAAUUAAAUGGACACCUUAAAAUAUUAUGUGGCCAUGCGUUUUGAGUGAGGCCCAUUUCCAUUACAACUCGAAUUUUCCUCCAAAAUCGCACUGUUUCAUAAAAUUGCAUUUGUUUUCUUAUGUAUGACAUCCUAUACCCAUAAAAGUAUAUAUAUACUUGAAAGGAAAUUAUCUGAGGAAUUCAAAAAUGCAAUCAGAAAAGGCAUACGGUAAUGACAUAAAAAGUUUUAGGUUAAAAUAUGUGGAAAACUGUG